UUGAAGCUCAUUUGACUAUCGUCAAUCACUGAACGCUGCUUGAAUUUCGGGCACUGAAUUUCUCAGUAACGUGGUGGUAACUUUCGGUGUCUUUUGAAUCAAAUCGUUUUUUAGUUGUGAAUAUGUUUUAUGUUUAGGCUGGAGACAAUAUUGCCUGGAAGAUCUGCCAAACAAAGUAAAUUGGGACACAUUUUUAUUCCACAGACCGAACUGGAGAUUCAUGCAGUCACCCUCCCUUCCACACGGUGGCAGUAAUGUAUAGUUUUCUGGUUGGCUUGCCAGGUACCGGAUGUUCACAAGUAAGAACAUUUCAGAGGAGUCCACGGGAGAAGUUCAUCGUGUUGCCGAAGAAACCGGAUGAGAUCAUCUCUGGUCCGUUGCUAAAAUGAAUCUUGGACUGCCGUUGAGCUCUGGCUGUGAUGAAACACACCAGGUACCUCUGAGACUGAGAGUGAAAGAAGAGGACAUAAAAGAAGAGGAAUAUGGACAUAUGAUUACAUGGCAAGAUGAAGAAGAAAAGCCCAUUGCAGAUCUUCACUGUAAAACGGAAUCAGACUUCACAGAGUCACUAAGCUCCACUUAUAAUGAAAUACUACAGACAACAGUGGAGGUUAAAGUGAAGAAAGAGGAGGAUGAGCAACAACUGGAAAGUGCAUCAGAACAUCCAGAUGGAACCCAACAGAAGAUCCAUGGACAGAAUGAUGAACUCAACCAGCAACUCAAUGGAAGGACGUACCACUGCACAGUCUGCAGGAAGAGUUUCACGGUCCUGAGAGAACUAGAGGAACACCAGGAAACACACACUCUUAGUGUUAAUCAAAAGCAGAACACUGGUGAGAAGCCUCAUGAAUGUGCCCAGUGUGAAAAAUCAUUUACAUGUUCCUCAAGUCUUCAAAGGCAUAUGCUAAUACACACUGGAAAGAUGCUUCAUGUAUGUGCCCAGUGUGGGAAAGCAUUUUCACACAUUAACAUUCUUAAAACACAUAUGCUAAUACACACUGGAGAGAAGCCUCAUACAUGUACAGAGUGUGGGAAAACAUUUGCACACCCUAAUGCCCUCAACAGACAUAUGCUAAUACACACUGGAGAGAAGCGUCAUAAAUGUGCCCAGUGUGGAAAAGCAUUUUCACGGAUUUCAGAUCUUCAAAGGCAUAUGGUAGGACACACUGGACAGAAGCUUCAUGUAUGUGCCCAGUGUGGAAAAGCAUUUUCACACAUUUCAGGUCUUAAAAUCCACAUGCGAAUACACACUGGAUUGAAGUCUUAUAAAUGUGCCCAGUGUGGAAAAGCAUUUUCAAAGAUUUCAAAUCUUAAAGCCCAUAUGUUAAUACACACUGGAUUGAAGCCUCAUAAAUGUGCCCAGUGUGGAAAAGCAUUUUCACAGCUUUCAAAUCUUAAAUCCCAUAUGUUAAUACACACUGGAUUGAAGCCUCAUGAAUGUGCCGAGUGUGGAAAAGAAUUUUCACAGAUUAAAACUCUUAAAUCCCAUAUGUUAAUACACACUGGAGAGAAGCCUCAUAAAUGUGCCCAGUGUGGAAGAGCAUUUUCACAGAUUUCAAGUCUUUACACCCACAUGUUAAUACACACUGGAGAGAAGCCUCAUAAAUGUGCCCAGUGUGGAAAAGCCUUUACAACCUCCUCAAGUCUUUACACCCACAUGUUAAUACACACUGGAGAGAAGCCUCGUAAAUGUGCCCAGUGUGGAAAAGCAUUUUCACAGCUUUCAAAUCUUAAAUCCCAUAUGUUAAUACACACUGGAUUGAAGCCUCAUGAAUGUGCCGAGUGUGGAAAAGAAUUUUCACAGAUUAAAACUCUUAAAUCCCAUAUGUUAAUACACACUGGAGAGAAGCCUCAUAAAUGUGCCCAGUGUGGAAGAGCAUUUUCACAGAUUUCAACUCUUAAAACUCAUAUGGUAAUACACACUGGAGAGAACCCUCAUAAAUGUGCCCAGUGUGGAAAAGCAUUGACAUGUUCCUCAAGUCUUCAAGCCCAUAUAUUAAUACACACGGGAGAGAAGCCUCAUAAAUGUGCCCAGUGUGGAAAAGCAUUUACAUCUUCCUCAAGUCUUUACACCCACAUGUUAAUACACACUGGAGAGAAGCCUCAUAAAUGUGCCCAGUGUGGAAAAGCAUUUUCACAGAUUUCAAAUCUUAAAACCCAUAUAUUAAUACACACUGGAGAGAAGCCACAUAAAUGUGCCCAGUGUGGAAAAGCCUUUACAACCUCCUCAAAUCUUAAAACCCAUAUAUUAAUACACACUAGAGAGAAGCAACAUAAACGUAAGAUCACACAGUAUAAGGCUUGAUCUUUCCCCUGUAUUCUCCCAUCGACUGAAUGGUAUAAAUGCCAACUCCUUCCUACUAUCAACACCCCAAAGAAGCCCCAUUAAUGCCCUCAGGGCCUCAUUCACUAACAUUUGCCAAACCGCAUAGAGCGCACAGUGAUUUUUUAAAUUUGCGUAGUAUUUUUCAAACCAGAUCCUCGUCGGGCAAUCAACGCCUUACUCCGCCCAUUAGUGCUAAUGGCGCUUCGCUAAAAUAGGGGAGAAUGGGCCUGCUUGUUCCUGCCACCAUGGAUGAUGAGUUAGAAUUAGAUUACCAAACUUAGACCCCGUCCACACUAAAUAUAGAAACGCAUAAAUAUUUAUCUGUUUAGCCCUUCUGUCCACACUAAAACGACACUGAAACGAUUUAAAAAAAAAAACUUUGCUUUUUAAAGGUUGAACAGGACAGUAUAUGUGCCUUUCCCUUCUGUUCAGUGCAGGUGCUAUAAAAUCUGUGAUUGUUAUGUCAUCCUUUUUACACCGUGAUGCCAGCGUUACUUCUCCAACAUUCCAUCUAAUGUUAGGAAGGGGACACUCUUUGUGAACAUGCGUUUAAUGUGGACAGGGACGUUUGGUUGUCAUGGCACUGGGGGUAGCUUGCACUGGAGAGGCUAUAACGACAAAAUAAACAUGGAAGGUGAAAUGAAUAUGCUGCUCUGUCUCUACAAUUUACUUGGUCUAGUUAGUGUACUUCAGGUGCAAGUUAUUUUCCUGA
Molecule: messenger RNA, 3038 nt
Organism: Clupea harengus (Atlantic herring)
Lineage: Eukaryota; Metazoa; Chordata; Actinopteri; Clupeiformes; Clupeidae
Product: gastrula zinc finger protein XlCGF57.1-like
Exons: 3
Coding region: 386-2305 (639 amino acids)
Source: RefSeq, a predicted model, not a curated record